Messenger RNA from Haemonchus placei, 768 nucleotides. Lineage: Eukaryota; Metazoa; Nematoda; Chromadorea; Rhabditida; Trichostrongylidae. The record is from the annotation of a GenBank genome assembly.
AUGUCACUAAAAGUGCGCUACCAAUGGACUGGCGACCUCCGGGAAGCUCUUGCCCACAGCGUCAAGAAGCGGGAAAAGCUUUGGAAGAAGGUGCCCGUGGUCAGUCAUGACACCGAGUUGAGAGCUAAACUUUGGGCGGAGGUUGCUGAUGAGCUCACCCAGCAGUUUGGAAUUCAAGUCGACACCGAUGACAUGAAGAGGACAUGGAAAAAUUUGAAGGAUAACUAUUGGAGGAUUACCCGACUAUACGAGAGCGAUCCUUUGAAACCUAGACGAUGGCGAUUCUAUAAUUGCAUGAGAUUUAUGGAAAGGGCGAACAUCGACGAUUCGAUAGCUGUCGACGGCCAGCCUUCAAACCAAUCGGUUUCUGAGACAUCACAAGCGAGAUUAGAAAAGGCUCGAAUUCUCAUUGACGGCAUAGCAAAACGAUUGCGUAACGAAGACCAAGAUGCACAAUUGAGCGGUUCAGAUGGUGGCAGAUCAAGUCAAGAGGGAAGCGAAUGUGGUGGAGCACGAAACAGUCUGGGACAACGUUUGCGAGAUUUGAUCCAAAUUUCCAUACCGGAGAUCGACCGAUAUAUAAAAACCAAACAAAGACCUCUAACAGGAGCCGAGGUGUACUGCAUUCCAAUUGAAGAAGUCGACGAUGUAUUGGAAAAGAGAUUAGCAAAGGUAUGGAGCGAGUUAGAUGCCAACCAAGAAAUAAUAGAAGACCAAUUGGACAGCGAAAUUGAUGCUAUGCAUGUAUACCAAGCAGAAAAUCUCAUC